Messenger RNA from Loxodonta africana (African savanna elephant), 1664 nucleotides. RefSeq names its product alpha-1-acid glycoprotein 2-like. The record is from RefSeq and is a predicted model, not a curated record. Gene Ontology annotation, biological process: regulation of immune system process. Bases 84 to 710 code for a protein of 208 amino acids. Lineage: Eukaryota; Metazoa; Chordata; Mammalia; Proboscidea; Elephantidae. The transcript is spliced from 6 exons.
GUACCCCGCCCACUGCUUGCUAUAAAGGUCAAUGAGCCCUCAGGCCACCAGGCUGACUAGAUCCAGGUGCUUCCUCUCUCGUCAUGGCGCUGCCCUGGGCUCUUGCUGUCCUGAGUCUCCUCCCUCUGCUGAGUGCCCAAGACCCAGUGUGUGCCAACAUGAAGCCCGUGCCUAUCACUAAUGCCACUCUGGAGUGGAUCUCUGGGAAAUGGUUUUACAUCGCCUCAGUCUUUCGCCAUCCCAAAUUCAAUCAGUCGGCUAGAGAGAUCCAGGCAGAAUUCUUUUACUUUACCCCUAACAUAACGAAGGACGUGAUACUACUCAGAGAGUACAAGACUAUCGGCGGCCAGUGCAUCUACAACUGCAGCUACCUGAGGGUCCAGCGGGAGAAUGGGAGUGUCUCUGGAGAUGAGGGGGGCACAGAAUAUUUUGCCUACCUGCUACUCACCAAGGACCCCAAGACCUACAUGUUUUCCUCCUACCCGGAAGAUGAGCUGAACCGGGGACUGUCCUUCUAUGCUGACAAGCAGGAGGUCACCCAGGAACAACUGAGAGAGUUCUAUGAAGCCCUCAAGUGCAUGGGUCUGCAGGGGAUGGAAAUCCUGUACACCGAUGGCAAAAAGGAUCUGUGUGGGCCCCUGGAGAAGCAGCAUGAGGAGGAGAAGAAGAAGGAAAACAAGGGGUCCCAGGUGGACACAGAGUUGGGCUAGUAGGACCUCAGGGACUUUUCGGAUCCAUCCUCAUCCUCUUGCCAGCCCUUUGUACCUGUUGCAACUGCAUCAAUAAAGCAUCUAUAUAUUUGGAACAGGCUGGCCAGGUCUCUUCAUUCAUUCAUGUUGAAGCUGCCCUGAGUGGAGCUCUCGCUGGGCAUUUGGCCAGGCCUGCCCCUGGUGGAGAGAGCCCCUGUGCGACACUCAGCACACGUGCCUGGGUAGACAACAAGACGCAUCACAUGCUGUGGGAGCCCAGGGCAGGGAAGUUUUCUUCUGCAGUGGGGAAGUCUGAGAAGCUUUCCUGGAAGGGGCAUCUGAAAGAUUAGGACUAGAUAAAAUCUACUGUUCCCUCCUUAAGCCAGGGUCCUGAGAGGACACAUUUGAGGAUGUUGAGGCCGAGGACCCUAAUUACAGUUGAGGUGGAUAAGGGGUGAUGAGAAUUCAGACAUGUUACAUGAUCAGGAAGGAGCUUCCUUGAGACAUACCACCCAGGUCACCUGGGGAGGCAGGUAAGGAGGGGAAGGAGGAAGGCCAGAAGGGCUGUGUGGAGCCUCCUGUGGAACUGGCAAGAGACGGUGGACUAGAGUAGGGAGCACAGGGCAGGGGUGAUGUGGAGGACUAGCUGGGGGUCUGGGUGACUCUCUGUUGCCCACCCAACAGACCCAGAGGAGGAGAAUGACUCCCAGGGAAAGGUUGCUCCCUAGGGACCAGCUGACAUCUUGCAAAUGUGUAUGGAGCCCUUGAGAUGGGGCCAUGACUGAGGCACAGCCCACUCUGUGGCAUAAAUAGAGCCAACACCUCAAAUCAGGAGUCCAGCCAGGAAGGGCCAACUUCCUUCCACACCAGAGAGACUCUUAUCACUUAUGACCUCUUGUAUCCAUGGGAAGAAGUACCACUCUAGCAGCAGAGAAGCUGGGCCUGAACUUUGGGGCAGUUCCGUAAGUGCAGCUG